Messenger RNA from Beta vulgaris subsp. vulgaris (sugar beet), 2847 nucleotides. RefSeq names its product linoleate 13S-lipoxygenase 2-1, chloroplastic. The record is from RefSeq and is a predicted model, not a curated record. Lineage: Eukaryota; Viridiplantae; Streptophyta; Magnoliopsida; Caryophyllales; Amaranthaceae. Gene Ontology annotation, biological process: lipid oxidation. Gene Ontology annotation, molecular function: oxidoreductase activity, acting on single donors with incorporation of molecular oxygen, incorporation of two atoms of oxygen; metal ion binding; protein binding.
AAUUCAGUUAGUCUUUUUUAAUCAACAUUUUCUAAGAAAAUAAUGUUGAACACAUCCACCAAGAAUAUCAGCAAAACAACUUCACCAUUAUUUCCACAUAAGCCCUUUGUUGUAGGAAAUGAACCAAGUUUUGUUCAACUUUAUAAUUCUGCUAGGGCACAUAAGGCAUCAGCUGCUGCAUUAUAUUCGAGGAAUAAGUUACAUGGUGGUGCAGCUGUAACUAGGGCACGUCGAGGGAAAAAUGACGGUCUUAGAGUUAAAGCAAUAUCAACCAUUGAUAGUGAAAAAGCUGUGAAAGUCAAGGCCACCGUCUCAGUAAAACCAGCUUUUGGUGGAUUAUUAACCAACGUUGGCCUAAGCCGAGGGCUUGAUGAUAUUACUGAUUUGCUUGGUAAAACCCUCCUCUUGGAGCUUGUUAGUGCCGAGGCUGAACCAAAAACACCAUCGGAGAAGAAGGCAACAAUCAAAGGAUACGCCCACCGUUCCAAGUCCGAGGAUGGAGUGGUAAAGUAUGAGGCUGAUUUAGUUGUACCACCAGAUUUUGGAGAAGUGGGUGCUAUACUUGUUGAAAAUGAACACCACAAAGAGAUGCACCUUACUGAUAUUCUACUUGAUGGCCUGCCUUUUGGCUCAGUGCACUUUAAUUGUAACACAUGGGUGCACCCCAAAUUCGAUAACCCUGAAAAAAGGAUCUUCUUUACUAAUAAGUCAUACUUGCCAUCACAAACACCAAGCGGAUUGAAGAAGUUGAGGGAGAAAGAACUCGAAAGUUUGAGAGGGAAUGGAAAAGGAGAGCGCAAGAAUAUUGAAAGAAUAUAUGACUACGACACUUACAAUGAUCUUGGUGAUCCAGACAAAAAUCCUGAAUUAGCAAGACCAGUUUUGGGUGGUAAUAAAGACCUUCCUUAUCCAAGCCGUUGUAGAACAGGACGUCCCCCUACUAAGGAAGAUCCAAAUUCGGAGAGUAGAUCUAGCUCUGUGUACGUGCCUAGAGAUGAACAAUUCUCAGAAGUGAAACAGACACAAUUCGGAUUCACAACUGUGUACUCGGUGUUGCAUGCUGUUGUGCCAUCAUUAGAGACUGCAAUCCUUGAUCCUGAACUUGGAUUUCCAUACUUUACAGCCAUUGACUCACUCUUCAUCAAAGGAGUUAACUGUCCAGGACUGCAACAACAUGGGUUCUUGCAAGAUAUGUUGCCUAGGCUCAUCAGAGCUGUCACUGACCUUGAAGAUAACAUGCUUCGCUUCGAGCUCCCGAAGAUCUUUGACAGGGAUAGAUUUUCUUGGUUUAGGGAUGAGGAGUUCUCUCGUCAAACUCUUGCUGGCUUGAAUCCUCUUAGCAUCAAACGCGUCAUGGCUUUGGAAGAGAAGAGAUUAUUUAUAAUUGAUUACCAUGAUGCGUUGUUGCCUUACGUGAACAAAGUUAGGGAGCUCAAGGGAAGAACAUUGUAUGGGUCACGAACUUUGUUCAUCCUUGUAGAUGGAACACUAAGACUUCUAGCAAUUGAGCUGACUCGGCCUCCAUCUGAUGAGAAGCCUCAGUGGAAGAAAGUAUUUAUGCCAGGAAUUGAUGCAACUUCUGGCUGGCUUUGGAAGCUUGCUAAAGCUCAUGUCCUUGCCCAUGACUCUGGCUACCACCAACUUAUUAGCCACUGGCUACGAACACAUUGCUGCACAGAACCAUACAUAAUUGCAGCAAAUCGACACUUGAGCGCAAUGCAUCCAAUCCAUAGGUUGUUGCAUCCUCAUUUUCGCUACACAAUGGAGAUCAAUGCUCUUGCCCGACUAGCUUUAAUUAAUGCAGGCGGUAUCAUUGAGAGCUCCUUUGCACCUGGGAAGUACGCCUUGGAGUUAAGCUCCGUCAUCUAUGGCUCAGAGUGGCGAUUUGAUCAUGAAGCAUUGCCCGCAGAUCUUAUAAGCAGGGGAAUGGCAGUUGAAGAUCCAUCAGCGUCACAUGGAGUAAAACUAAUAAUAGAAGACUAUCCAUACGCGAGUGAUGGGUUAGAUCUAUGGGCUAUAAUCAAGCAAUGGGUGACGGAUUAUGUGAGCCACUACUACCCUGAUCCGACUCUUGUAGAGUCGGAUCAAGAGCUUCAAGCUUGGUGGACGGAGAUUAGGACUAUAGGCCAUGGAGACAAGAAGGAUGAGCCAUGGUGGCCAACUCUUAAAACACCUCAAGACCUUAUACACAUUGUCACCACAAUAAUAUGGGUGACUUCUGGACACCACGCAGCAGUAAACUUCGGACAAUAUGCAUAUGCGGGUUACUUCCCUAAUAGGCCUACCAUUACUAGGACUAAGAUGCCUACAGAAGACCCUACUGACGAGGAGUGGAAGCACUUCAUUGAAAGGCCUGAGGAUGUACUACUUCGAACCUAUCCUUCACAAAUUCAGGCUACACGAGUUAUGGCGAUUUUGGAUGUUCUUUCAGGUCAUUCACCAGAUGAGGAAUAUCUAGGAGGAAAAAUGGAGCCAUCUUGGGAGGCAGAACCUAUGAUAAAGGCGGCUUUCGAGAAGUUUAACGGGAGGUUGAAGGAAUUAGAGGGGAUCAUUGAUGAGAGGAAUGCUAAUGAGAAUCUAAGGAAUAGAAAUGGAGCUGGUGUUGUGCCGUAUGAACUAUUAAAGCCAUUCUCCGAACCUGGUGUCACUUCUAUGGGAAUUCCAAAUAGCAUCUCCAUUUGAAAUGAUUCAUACACAUUAAUAAGUUAUCGUUCAUCAGUCAAAUGUGUGUAGAAUAAUAGUAAAGAUAUAUGACAAACAAUAUCAGGUACUUUCACAACAUGGAAUUACAUAAAAAAGUCAAUUCAAGAUCUUGAAUAAGUAUAUUGUAAGUGACAAAUAAAGCAA